AAUUUGAUAAUAAAUAAUAAUAGCUUAUUAAAAUAUAAUAAAAGUUAUGUAAAUAGUUUUAUUCAUUUACAGAAAUAUCAACAAGUUCAAAAGAGAGAAUUUUUUUCAAAAUUAUUUGGUAAAAAAAAAAAUGAUACAAAAAGCAAAACUUUAGGUAGUGCAAUGAAAUCAGGCAAGAUUAGUAGUCUCCAGCAAGCAUUCAGUUGGAGUAAAUUAGAGGGUAGUGAUAUAAAAACAGCAGUUUAUACAAUUGGUACAAAUAAUCAAGGUCAGCUUGGAUUGGGUGAUUGGAAAUCUGAGUCCCAAUUAACUUUUAAUGAAUUAUUGCAAGAGUCAUCCAUUAAAUCAGUUAAAUCGACAUUAUUACAUUCAGCAGCAAUGACAAAUAAAAAUGAUUUAUUAACAUGGGGUGCUAAUUUUAAUUUUCAAAUUGGUCACAAAUAUGGUUCAGAUACAAGUUUAUUUCCAAAUUUUAUAGAGAGUACACCAUUUUCAGUAAAAACAUCAAAUUUCCCAAAUAUGAAUUUAGUAUCAUAUUCAAUUGGUGGAUGGAGCUCAUUUGUACUUUUAAAAGAUCCAAAAGAACAAGAUAAACAAAUUGUAUAUUCUUGGGGUAAUAACCAUUGUGGUCAGCUAGGUAUUGGUUCGUUGUAUAAUGUUCAAACUCCAAAUAUAGUUAAGUUUAAAGAUCAAUCAACAGUAAAUAGCAUAAAGAAAAUUUCAUCAGGUUUAUAUCACACAAUGAUAUUAUUAAAUUCUGGUAAAUUAUUAUCAUGUGGAAAGUCAAAUGAUGGUCAAUUGGGUAUAAAAUUAAGUAAUAAUAACAAUAACAAUAAUAAUAGUAAAAAUAGUAGUGAUAGUAGUAAUAGUGUUCAAAUACCAUUAGAAUCAAAUUUAUUAAAAGAAUUAAAUUUAAUCGACAUCGAAGCAGGUUAUUUCCACUCAUUGGGUUUAGAUGAUAGUGGUAAUGUUUAUCAAUGGGGAAAUGGAAAAUUAAAGUAUGAAACCUCUGAGGAUUUAUUAUUAUCACCAACAUCUUUAAUAAACCAAUAUGACGAAAUCAACUCAAAUAAUAGCAAUAGGGUUAUUAGAAUUCAAGGUAUUGAGUUAGAGAGCAACGAUAGAAUUAAACAAAUUGGCGGGGGUGAUGGUAUUUCCAUGGCCUUAACUGAAAGUGGUAAAUUGUUCAAAUGGAACACUUUGGAUAAUAAGGUAGAGUUAAUUAAUUGGCCAGAAUUUAAAAACCAAGGUAUAGAAAGAUUCGCUUUAUCAAAUACUCAUGCUGCUGUUACUUUUAAAUCUACACCAAAUGAAAUUUGUGUUUGGUCUUUAAACGAAACAGAUUUUCAAUUAGAAAGAAGUCAUGGAAAAUCUUUAUUCUUUUCAAUCUUACAAAAGGGUGAAAAAAUUAAAAAUUUCACUUUACCAAACGACCAUAUUAUUAAAGAUUUUUCAGUUGGUUCACAUUUUAUGAUAGUUUUAGCAGAGAAUAUA
Dictyostelium purpureum is the source of this 1494-nucleotide messenger RNA. RefSeq lists its product as uncharacterized. The annotation marks the transcript as partial. The transcript has 2 exons. Lineage: Eukaryota; Evosea; Eumycetozoa; Dictyosteliales; Dictyosteliaceae. The record is from RefSeq and is a predicted model, not a curated record.